AUGGCUCGCCACGGGGAUACUCGCUCACCAUCACCUGUAGGCAGCACGCAUUCGUCAUCAAGACGGAGUCGCAGAGAUGAUGAUCGUUACGAGAGGACCAAGCGUGAUGAUGGACGGAGUUAUCGGCGAUCGCGCAGCCCGGAGAGGCGCUACCGUGAGCGUGACCGUGAAUCAUAUCGGCGACGGGAACGGUCGAUAGCUCGGCGCGACGACUAUCGUGAUGAAGAUAGCUAUCGACCAAUUCGAAGAGACCGUUCGCGCGACCGGCGACGGUCCAGAGACAGAGGCGAUGACCGGGACUACCGUCGUAGAAGUCGUGAACGGGAUUUUCGAUGCAGGCGAGAUGACUCCCGCGACAGGGCUCGGAGACGAGCAGAUGAUUCUACUGACUUGAAACACAAGUCUAGACGGGAUAGCAGCCGAGACCGACCUAAGGACUCGGCUUCCCGAUCUCGCGAGACAUCGAAACCGGCCACCCCCGCGCCAACAGCCGUUCCGACCGAUGAAGAAAAGAGGGCCGAAAGACUGGCGAAGUUGGAAGCUUGGAAGCAGAAACAAGCCGCAGAGAGGGAACGCAAGCAGCGCGAAGCUGCGGCAGCUGGUGGAGCGAGAAGUCUUCUAGACGAGAUUGACCGCAAGUCGGGUUUAUCUCCGGCAGUUGGUUCUCCCCAGUCACCCGCGACGCCGAGCACCACCGCCGACGCAACUCCUGCCCCGUAUGCUGGAAAGUUUGACCCCAAAGCUAUUGCGAAGAGUGCAGCGCCAGCUCAAGCUGCUUCGAAUGUGUUGGGAGAUGAUGUCGCGGUCCCUACUGCUGUUAAGGCUUCCGCCACCUCCACUACUACUAAGGUGCAAGCUAACAAGCCAUCCACUGCAAGCAAAGCGUCAGCCCCCUUGAAAGCGAAGGGAGUUGUCGGCCGGUUUGGCCUUGGCACAAAACAGGCCGCCGAUAUGGAGAAAUCCUCGGCGACCAAGACUUUAGGGUUUGGAGAAGAAGAAUCCACGCGCCGGAAACUGGAAAGAUUGCCCACACCACCUCUCGAUGAUGCCAAUGAUACGAAUAAGCCAGAGGAUAACGCCGAGGAUGACGAUGAUGUUGACAUGCACGAGGGUGACACUGAGGAACAGACUGCCGCAGCGGCUCGUGCGGCCGCUGAGAGGCGAGAAGAGCGCCUCCAAAAUGAAGCGAGCAAGACAAAUGGCGAUACCACUAUGAACGAUGCGCCUCACUCACAAGAAGGGGAGAAAAUGGAAGUGGACGCCAAGGAGGAGGAGGAAAUCGAUCCUCUCGAUGCCUUCAUGUCCGAGCUGGUAGAAACAGCGCCUCCGAAGAAGACCACGGGUGCAAAAUUUUCCAAGGCAAAGGAACAGCAACCCGAAGCCAUAUUCGGUGACGAGAAUGACCCGGAUAUUACUGCCGUCGGUGAGGGUGAUGCUGAUGACUUUCUGGCUAUUGCCAACAAGGCGAAAAAGAAGAAAGACAUCCCUAAGGUCGACCACGCCAAGAUGGAGUAUGAACCCUUCCGGAAGAAAUUCUACACCGAACCUUCCGAUCUGGCGCAAAUGUCAGAAGGGGAGCUGGCCAGUCUGCGCCUGGAACUUGAUGGCAUCAAGGUCCGCGGUGUUGACGUCCCCAAACCGGUUCAGAAGUGGUCCCAGUGUGGUCUAGGCGUGCAGACGCUGGAUGUUAUUGAUAGAUUGGGUUACGAGAACCCAACAUCAAUCCAAUCGCAAGCAAUCCCAGCCAUUAUGUCUGGUCGUGAUGUGAUCGGUGUGGCCAAGACCGGCUCUGGUAAAACCGUCGCCUUCUUGAUUCCCAUGUUCCGUCACAUUAAAGACCAACGGCCAUUGGAAAAUAUGGAGGGCCCGAUUGGCUUGAUUAUGACGCCGACACGUGAGCUAGCUACGCAGAUCCACAAGGACUGCAAGCCAUUCCUGAAGGCCUUGAAUCUUCGUGCUGUGUGUGCCUAUGGUGGUGCCCCUAUCAAGGAUCAGAUUGCUGAGCUGAAGCGGGGCGCCGAAAUCGUGGUCUGUACUCCUGGACGGAUGAUUGACCUUCUCGCUGCAAAUGCGGGUCGUGUUACUAACCUACGAAGAGUGACGUACGUUGUGCUCGACGAAGCUGAUCGUAUGUUUGACAUGGGCUUCGAACCGCAAGUGAUGAAGAUCAUGGCCAAUGUACGACCUGAUCGGCAAACUGUUUUGUUUUCGGCUACAUUCCCUCGCAAUAUGGAAGCGCUGGCUCGCAAGACUCUUAACAAGCCUGUGGAAAUCGUUGUCGGUGGAAAGAGUGUUGUCGCGCCCGAGAUUACACAAAUUGUUGAAGUUCGCAACGAAGACAAGAAGUUUGUGCGCCUUCUUGAGCUGCUCGGAAACUUGUAUUCCAGCGACGAGAACGAGGAUGCUCGUGCUCUAAUCUUCGUUGAGCGCCAAGAGGCAGCCGAUACACUCCUCCGCGAGUUAAUGCGAAAAGGUUACCCAUGCAUGUCAAUCCAUGGAGGUAAAGACCAGAUUGACCGUGACUCCACUAUUGAGGAUUUCAAGGCGGGUAUCUUCCCGGUUCUAAUUGCCACUUCCGUUGCGGCUCGAGGACUAGAUGUGAAACAACUCAAGCUGGUCGUCAAUUACGACGCACCCAACCAUUUGGAAGAUUAUGUGCAUCGUGCUGGACGAACGGGACGUGCUGGAAAUACAGGAACGGCCGUCACCUUCUUGACCGAGGAUCAGGAGCGGUUUUCCGUUGACAUCGCCAAGGCGCUGAAGCAGAGUGGGCAGAAGGUCCCGGAGCCAGUUCAGCAGAUGGUGGACUCCUUCCUGGAGAAAGUCAAGGCCGGAAAGGAGAAGGCUAGUGCAUCCGGAUUCGGUGGUAAAGGUCUGGAACGCCUCGACCAGGAGCGAGAUGCUGCACGCAUGCGUGAACGGCGAACAUACAAGACGGGCGAGGAAGGUGAAGAGGAAGAGGAGAAGGAAGAGAAGAAUGAACAGGCAGAGGAACGCUUCAACAAGGUCCUUUCUUCGGUGCAGUCGGCCUCGGCUCCGUCCCUACCCGGUGUUCCGAAGGGUAUUGAUCUGGAUGGAAAGAUCACUGUCCACAGGACCGAGAAGGAUGCCAAUGGUGCCAAGAACCCAUUGGACAAGGUCGGUUCUGCUGUUGCCGAUAUCCACGCUCGCUUGAGCCGUGCUGGUGUCAUGAGAUCUGGUGUGCCCAUUGACAAUCGCGGGCCGGACGCGGGUGCGUUCCAUGCGACAUUGGAGAUCAACGACUUUCCCCAGAAAGCUCGUUGGGCCGUUACCAACCGUACGAAUGUUGCCAAGAUCCUCGAAGCCACUGGGACUUCCAUCACCACGAAAGGCAGCUUCUACCCGACAGGCAAGGAGCCCGGACCAGGAGAGAACCCGAAGCUGUAUAUUCUUGUUGAGGGUGAGACUGAGCUGGCUGUAACGAACGCGAUGCGCGAAUUGAUGCGGUUGUUGAAGGAGGGUACGCUGGCUGCGGCGGAUAGUGACGCGAGAGCGCCAGUGGGAGGCAGGUAUAAUGUGGUGUAG
This is a messenger RNA of Aspergillus terreus NIH2624, 3546 nucleotides long. Its product is annotated as DEAD/DEAH box RNA helicase. Gene Ontology annotation, cellular component: nucleus. The record is from RefSeq and is a predicted model, not a curated record. Gene Ontology annotation, biological process: mRNA splicing, via spliceosome. The transcript is spliced from 5 exons. The coding region runs from base 1 to 3546 and encodes 1181 amino acids. Gene Ontology annotation, molecular function: nucleic acid binding; ATP binding; RNA helicase activity. Lineage: Eukaryota; Fungi; Ascomycota; Eurotiomycetes; Eurotiales; Aspergillaceae.